UAUUAACAGAUAGUGUUCGUAACGAUUAAAAUAUGCACAAGCUUUCAAUUUUAAACUGUUUUACAACCGAAAGAUUCUCCUGAUAAAUGAGAUUUUUUAAUUGAUUUAGACUGGUUUCAGAAAGUCUGAAGUAUUCCUUAUAUUUUUCAAUUCCAAAAACUAAGUUAUUUCGGAACACAACUUCUACCCGAAUUGUCAAAAGAUUGGAAUCAUUAUCCACACAAAUAAAUCGCAAGACUGCUGAUUGUUUGAAAACGUUGACACGGCAAAGCAUACUUUUUCAAACUUUAACCGUGCUUGAAACAAAUUUGAAUAUAUUUGAAUACAUCAGUGAAUUGCGCAUGGAAUACAGUUUAGCAGGUGUCGCCAUCUGCAUUUUGGCGUGAACCUAAAUUCCAGCAUGGCCGCUUCUGUCAAACACAAAUCGAACUGUCAGGCCGAUUCACCAUAAAAAUUGUCGAUGUGACCACGCUUUGUGGAGAUUUGAGGAACACCUUAGAUGCACCUAACAUCAGUUCUAUUAUUUUGGAGAUAGUGGAUGCCAUACUUGCUACAAGCAUGGAAAAAAGAAGUAGUGCCGAGCUCUUGAAUAUUGAAAAAAACAAUUCUAAGAAUGCAAGUUCAGAUUCUCUUAAUUCGGACAGUAAAAGCAGCUCACUCAACUCCAAAAUUGGACAAGAGUCGGAAUGUUGGGAUAAGGCAUCGCACUCAAAAAGCUUUUCAACAAGCUCGACGUCAACAGAUAAUAAUAUCGUUUCUGCUUUAGAAACAAAGAAAGAAAUUCAAGAGCAACGGAGUGAGAAUUUGUCUGGUAGCGACACGGGACCACCGCUGUUCAGUGGGGAACACGUGCAUGGACAAGCACGCGAAGUUACAUACCUUUGCCCAUAUUCAGGUCCUGCGAGAGGUAUACUUAGUGUAACGAAUUACAAGUUAUAUUUUAAAAGUAUAGAUCGAGAAACGCCUUACGUGGUCGAAGUACCUUUGGGUGUUGUCAGUCGAAUCGAAAAAGUUGGAGGUGCGUCCAGCAGAGGAGAAAAUUCCUAUGGGAUUGAAGUCUUCUGUAAAGAUAUGAGAAACCUGAAGUUUGCGCACAAGCAGGAAAAUCACUCCAGACGAAAUGUAUUUGAGAAAUUGCAACAGUACUCGUUUCCGCUUUCGCACAAGCUGCCACUUUUUGCUUUCCAGUAUUCCGAGACAUUUUCAGAAAAUGGCUGGAACGUUUACGAACCAAUCGCCGAACUCAAGAGAAUGGGAGUUAACAACGAUAUGUGGAAAAUAUCAAAAAUAAAUGACACCUAUUCGUUGUGCGAUAGCUACCCAGCCGUAUGGGCAGUACCAGCUGCGGCAACGGACGAAGAUUUGCAGGCUGCUGCGGCAUUUCGUAGCCGUGGUAGAUUGCCCGUUCUUUCUUGGAUUCAUCCGGAGAGUCAAGCUACUAUAACACGGUGUGCGCAACCUCUAGUCGGCGUUGGUGGAAAAAGGAGCCGUGAGGAUGAAAGAUACGUUCAACUUAUAAUGGACGCGAAUGCUCAAAGUCAUAAACUUUUUAUCAUGGAUGCCCGGCCUAGUGCCAAUGCAAUCGCCAACAAGGCAAAGGGGGGCGGUUACGAAAGCGAAGAUGCGUACCAAAAUGCAGAGCUUGUCUUUCUAGACAUACACAACAUUCACGUAAUGAGGGAGAGCUUGCGAAAGUUGAAGGAAUUGUGUUUUCCGGUAAUUGACGAAACGAGAUGGCUCUCUGGUAUAGAAUCGACGUAUUGGCUGAAACACAUUAAAUGCAUAUUAGCUGGAGCUUUGCGGAUAGUUGACAAAGUAGAAAAUCACAAAACGUCAGUAUUGGUCCACUGUUCUGAUGGUUGGGAUAGAACUGCCCAGCUUACGGCAUUAGCAAUGUUGAUGCUGGAUCCAUACUACCGAACAAUUCGAGGCUUUGAAGUCCUCGUAGAAAAGGAAUGGCUUAGCUUUGGACACAAGUUUCAACAAAGAAUCGGCCAUGGAGACGAGCAUCACAGUGAUGCCGAUAGGUCUCCAGUAUUUCUACAGUUCAUAGACUGCGUCUGGCAAAUAUCUCAGCAAUUUCCUAAUGCAUUUCAAUUCAAUGAACACUUUUUAAUUACCAUACUGGACCAUCUUUACUCAUGUAGAUUCGGUACCUUCCUUUUCAACAGCGAUCGAGAAAGGGUUCAAGAGCAGCUAAAACAAAGAACCGUAUCACUCUGGUCGUACACUAACAGUCAACUAUCUUUAUACCAAAAUCCACUGUACUGGGCAGGUCCACUGCAUCAGUUAGUACUAAUGCCAAUUGCCAGUAUGAGGCAUAUCAAAUUAUGGAAACGUCUUUACUGCAGGUGGAAUCCCAGUAUGAGGCAACAGGACCCUGUAUAUCAACGCACGCGGGAACUUCUCGUCCUAAAAGAGCAACUCGAAAAGAAGGUGGAAGAAUGUCGUCGUGAACAUGCGACACGGGCGAAUAGAUCGCUCACAUCACCAGCACCUCCAAGAAUACAUUCUCCAGUUCACUCAUAAUCCACCACCUAACUUUCCUUUCCUCCAUCACAAUUUUUUAAACGAUUCUUACGCUUCAACUACCUUCUUCAUGAAAUACUGAACCUCUGCACACAAUGGUGUGAGAUAUACACAUGGAACUACCACUUUGACUGAUACCCAUAGUGGCCAAUUUUCAAUCUUUAAAUUCAACUCUGACAUCUAACUUUGUAUAAAGUACGCGUUAACAAAUAAUAAAUUGUAGCUA
Molecule: messenger RNA, 2755 nt
Organism: Neodiprion fabricii
Lineage: Eukaryota; Metazoa; Arthropoda; Insecta; Hymenoptera; Diprionidae
Gene: mtm
Product: myotubularin-related protein 2
Exons: 10
Coding region: 559-2529 (656 amino acids)
Biological process (GO): dephosphorylation
Molecular function (GO): phosphatidylinositol-3,5-bisphosphate 3-phosphatase activity
Source: RefSeq, a predicted model, not a curated record